AGAGGCAGUGCGUCGGUUAUAUAUUCAGGAAAGCGGUUUGGUGCGGGAAAGCUCUGGCUGUGUAAACAGGAUAAAAGUUUUUUUUUGCUGGUGCUCAAAACAAACGCAUGUUUUCCUCGUUGUCCUGUUUGGCAUGCAUUUGUAAGCGCUGGUGUGUUGAAUUUCAAUCGUCUACUUUCUGUUUGUCCAGGAGGAGCCGAGGUUAGGAUCGACUCCUUUAGCCAUGCUAGCUGCAACAUGCAACAAAAUUGGGAGUCCGAGCCCCUCACCGUCCACUAUUUCGGAUAAUUCCUCGUCUUUUGGAAAAGGCUUCCACCCUUGGAAAAGAGCAGCCGCAGCGAGCAGCUGCAGCCUCGGAUCCGGCCUGUCCGGUUUCGGGGUGUCCCGUAAUGGAUCCGGCAUCUCGGACUCUUUCGGCACCAACAGCUCCAAUGGAUCCAGCGCCUUUUCUCUCACGUCCGGUGCCUCGUCUAGUCCACACUUUGGAAACGACUACUCUGUUUUCCAGGCGUCGGUCUCGAGCAGCUCUCAGGAGUCCAGCCAUCAGCCGGUAUUCAUCUCGAAGGUGCACACCUCAGUGGACAGUCUUCAGGGCAUCUAUCCGAGGAUGAGCGUGGCGCACCCAUACGAGUCCUGGUUCAAAUCGUCUCAUCCCGGGAUCCCCACAGGAGAGGUCGGAACCACCGGAGCGUCCGCAUGGUGGGACGUGGGGGCGGGAUGGAUUGACGUUCAGAACCCUAACGGAUCAGCACUACAGACGUCCUUACACUCCGGUGGGCUGCAGACCUCCCUGCACUCUCCUCUGGGCGGAUAUAAUUCUGAUUACUCCAGUUUAAGUCACUCUGCUUUCAGCACGAGCCCCUCUCCUCACCUGUUGACAACCGGCCAGCAUCUGAUGGACGGUUUCAAACCGGUGUUAUCUUCUUAUCCGGACACGAGCCCCUCUCCGUUAGCCGGGGCAGGGGGGACUAUGCUCUCCGGGGCUCCACCUGCGUCUUUAGCGGGGUCUCCGAGGUCAUCUGCCCGCCGGUACUCAGGCAGAGCAACGUGCGACUGUCCGAACUGCCAGGAGGCGGAGAGACUGGGACCGGCGGGGGCGAGCCUCAGACGGAAAGGUCUCCACAGCUGUCAUAUCCCCGGCUGUGGGAAAGUUUACGGUAAAACGUCACACCUCAAGGCGCAUUUGAGAUGGCACACCGGUGAGAGACCGUUUGUUUGCAACUGGCUCUUUUGCGGGAAGAGAUUCACGCGCUCCGACGAGCUCCAGCGACACUUACGCACGCACACCGGAGAGAAAAGGUUCGCAUGUCCGGUGUGCAACAAGAGAUUUAUGCGGAGCGAUCACCUGAGUAAACACGUAAAGACUCAUAGUGCCGGGGGGUCCGCCGGCUCUGGCUCCGGGGGCAGCGGAGGAAAGAGAGGGAGUGAUACCGACAGCGAGCACAGCGCACCUGGGAGCCCUCCGUGCCAUUCCCCCGACCUGUUGCACCCACCUGAGUCAACCCAGGGAGUGGGCAUGAACGGCCUCUAAAAAACAAAACAAAAAACUAUACAACAACAACAACAACAGAGUGUCGCAAUGUCCGAGCGGACAUGAAAGUGGACAUACUUCAGUGUAUGCAAAGUGUUGUUACUCAACGAGAAAUAGGCCUAUUUCUUUGACCAUUCCCAUGUGUUUCAGACUAUUUACAGAUUUCUUAGCGGUACCAUCACAAUCUUCUCAUUAAUACAUCUGGAAGUGUAAUCAAGUUUUUUUGUACACACUGGGGCAGGGCACAACUUUUUAUUUUGCAGUCUGAUUUUGAAAACUUCCUUGAUGUUUUAUUUGCUAAAAGUGCAAAAACGGCUGUGAAAAAAAAAAAUAUGUAGGCCUGCAAUGUGAGUUGUGCUGUCAUACAUGUUGUUCAAAACCAAACUGUGGCACUUUAUUAUCGAGCAGGAGAUGUUGUUCAUUUAGACGGGCUGCUCGGUAAGAACAAAAUACCUGUAGAGUUGGUACGAUAAGGGCUGGGAUAGGUUCGUUAUAUCCGUCUGCUCAUCAGCUGUAGGGUUAAUUCACGUAAUAAUACUCACUCUACAGCAUACAGUUUGUGCGCAGUCUGUAAGUUAACCAGCUGAGGUUACUUUGCAGCGAAAAUGUGUUGUAAAUACUGAGAAAUGUAGGUUAGAAUAAUUACAGCCCCAUGUAAAGGUGAGUAAUGUAUUUGUCCAGGAGACGAUGAUUUUGUAUAGGUAUUUCUAGCUGUAUAUGGACUCUAGUAAAUAUUUGAAAUAUACGAUGAAAUGUACUUUGAUUUUUCUUUGACAUGAUAUGAAAUGUAUUGUGGGGAGUUCUAUUUAACCAACAGUUUUCUUGUAUUUAGGGGUCUAUCAUUAGGCGCACUUUGAAUUUAUUUGUAAAAGGUUUUGGAAAUCAUUUACUGUUUACCCACUCGUUUUAAUUUAAGCAAGCAUGUUGUAAAGUGAUUUUAAUUUUACAAUGAUAUUUUUGUUUUUCUCCUCCGAGAAUGGCUUUUUCUGUGAGCCACUCAAUAAAGUCAGUAUGAAUUCAGA
Messenger RNA from Labrus mixtus (cuckoo wrasse), 2553 nucleotides. It is a transcript of the gene sp8b, whose product is annotated as sp8 transcription factor b. The transcript is spliced from 2 exons. Bases 224 to 1531 code for a protein of 435 amino acids. Gene Ontology annotation, molecular function: DNA-binding transcription factor activity, RNA polymerase II-specific; RNA polymerase II cis-regulatory region sequence-specific DNA binding. The record is from RefSeq and is a predicted model, not a curated record. Gene Ontology annotation, biological process: regulation of transcription by RNA polymerase II. Lineage: Eukaryota; Metazoa; Chordata; Actinopteri; Labriformes; Labridae.